AGCCGUCGCGUGCUGCCCACUGCGCCGCGCCGCCUUCUCCCGCCGGUUGGCAGCAGGGCCGCGAUGUCGUCGUACCCGGCGUCGCUGUCGGAGUACGGCCAUCUCAUCUCGGGGCAGUGCCAUGGGGGCCAUGUUCCAGGUUAGGCAGAGCAAUUGGCUUGGACACUUCCAGGCUUGGAACGUGCUGUACUGCAUCCUGAACAUAGUCUUGUCGAUCAUAUUCUUUGUCUUGCAGUUCGUUAGUUUAGCACUGGACGCAGCACUGAAGGCCAUCGUCCACCUGAUCAUUGACAGUGUCGUCGGCCUCGUGGUGGGCUUCUUGCUCUGCCACGUGGGCUGGUUCUGCGUGGUGAAGAACAGAGGCUGCUGCGGCAAGAUAGGCUACCUCGCGUGGGGUAUUAUAUAUUUCUUGUUUGUUUUCUGGCCGGUGCUUGUUGGAACUCUCAGCAGCAGCCUUAGAAGACCCUGCUCUUCCACUCUGCGGACCGGGGGCCGCGGCUCCGCCUUCGCCCAGCGAUCGCUCGGGAUCGGGGUGGCCAGUCGGGUCCUCGACCAGCCAUGGUGCACAUCGCUCUGUGGAAUGGAUCUCGGGCCGGCCGGUCCCCCUCCUAUCGUUGCCCUUCACAGGAUCAGGCCAUGGAUCAGCCUGGCUCGCGGACUGUUUCUAAGACACCAGCGCGAUCUGCCUCAUCCUCCUGGUACCGGCUUGCGGAAUGCUGUGGUCUCUUUUCAACCUGUUUCAGGGCGGUGGUGGCUCCUCGUAGAUUGCAGCAUCGGUCAUGUCUGGUCGUAUUCUACUACGUUCAGCCAGUCGUGUUCUCUUCAGCACGGUGCCCUCCUGUCUGUGGAUUUAGUGCCGUUGGCCAAUUGAUGCCCAGUCCUCCUCCCUCCUCCCUCCUCCCUCAUCUUCCUUCCUCCCUCCCUCCCUCCUCUCAUUUCUCUCGUACGCGCCUUGCGUGCGAUCGGUUAGUAAGCAUGUAUAUUAGGCACCUUCACAGAGCUCGCGCGACGCUGCAGAAUGACGGUGCCGAUUCAGAUGUGCGAGUGCGAGGAGCAGAAACCUUAAAGUUUCCGAGACCAUGGCCUGGCUCUGCAAAAUCAGGGACAGUCGACGCACAUUCUAAUACCUAUGCCGCCGUCGACCUACUCGGGCGUUCCAUAAUCUUUCUUCGGUCUGUUCCCGCCACUCCUGUGUUGUCGGGCACUCGUUCCCGAAUCUUGUUUCGCUUGUUCGGGCUCUAGUAGUGAUUUUGACAGGAUCUAGGAGCUCUCCCGGGGGGUCCCGGCGGCUGCGGGCGCAGCGCCGUCGCGCGGC
Messenger RNA from Prorocentrum cordatum, 1315 nucleotides. The record is from the annotation of a GenBank genome assembly. NCBI's taxonomy places the organism in Eukaryota, Dinophyceae, Prorocentrales, Prorocentraceae.